CCCAAACAAAUCAGGCAACGCAAACUUGUCUUUGCCCCGCCUCGCCGUCUCUCACCGAAUUAAUCAAAUUUGAUUAACCAAUCAAUCAAUUAAAGCAUCCAAACCCGUCCAAAGCCGAAAGCCCAAAUCAACCUCCUCGCCCUCCCCUCCCUUCCCUUCCCUUCCCCCGCCGCCGAUCACGCCGCUCGCCGGAGGAGGAGGCCGCGGAGGAGGAGGGAGCCAGCCACCCGCGCGGCCGCGAGAUUUGCAUGUCCCGGCACGGCGGGGGCACGGGAUGCGUGCCUGCUGCUGCUGCUGCCCGGCGGCGGCCGGGAUCGGGCCGCGGCUGCGCUCCUUCCUCCGCGACUACGACGCGCUCCAGUCGCUCGCCCUCGCCCUCAUCUACCUCCAGAUUGGUUGUGCACUGAUUGGAUCGCUUGGAGCAUUGUUCAAUGGUGUUCUUGUGAUCAACCUGGUAAUUGGGCUCUUUGCUGUUGUUGCGAUUGAGAGUAGCAGCCAGAGACUUGGCCGGACAUAUGCAGUCCUCCUGUUCUUUGCCAUUGUCCUUGAUGUUGCUUGGUUUAUUCUCUUCUCACAUGCUAUAUGGAAUAUUACUCCUGAAGAGAAGUAUGGUCAACUUUUCGUUUUCUCACUCAAACUAGCAUUGUGGAUGCAAAUCAUUGGGUUUUCAGUUAGGUUUUUGUCCUCCUUCAUAUGGAUCCAAAUGUAUAGAUUAGGGGUUUCAUCAAGCACACCAACUUAUCAUGAAGUGAACUAUGACGGAAGAAAUAGUUUCUUGAGUCCAAGAUCAAAUUCAGUUAGAAGGAAUUCCAUGGCUGAUGAUAUAUUGGGUGGUUCUAUUUAUGAUCCUGCCUACUAUUCUUCUCUUUUCGAAGAUGUGCGAAACAAUACAUGCAAUCAUCAGGGUGAUAAACAAAGUGGUAGUAAUGAUAGUGGAUCAACAUCUGCGGGUCAAUCUCCACGACUUAAAUCUUUUGCAAGUAGAUCUUUAAUGGCCAAUGAUGUGGAAGCUGGACUAAGAAGACCCCUGAACUCAUAAUGGAACUCAGUUAUAUACGGAAUAUGUUGCCAACAUAAGAACACCGGGAGCCUUCUGCAGGCCAUUGUUACAGUUGAAUCAUAGUCGUUUUUGUACAGAGUUCAUGUUGCAGACCAGAGGGUUUUCUUAGGAUAAAAGGGCGUUCACCAAUAUACUGUGGUGAUGAUCACAGCUGCUGCGGUGCAUUCUUGACUUAUGCGGGAUUUUCGGUGCCAUUUUGGAGCAUUAUUUUUAGUCAGCCACUUGAGCCAUACAAGUUUUUGGAAGAGGCGGUGGUCCAACCUUGGUGUCUCAGAUUGGUUUCCACAUGCUCUGUGACAACCUUUAUGUCUCAGAUUGGCUACAACUUACAUAUUUGAAAUGUUCUGCAGCACGGGGUGGCCCAUUUUCCAAUCCUGUGUAUUGCCUGUUUCCUCGGCUGCUAAGAGGAUGCAGCUGUUAGAUUUUAUAGACAUGGUCCUACUACGAUCUAUUAAUCCAGUUUUAGCACUAGGCUGGCAUCUUCUUCGCCAUGUGGCGUUUAUUUUUUCACUGUUUAUAACUUGAUAUUGUUAUUUUUUUUUACAAAUUACUCAUCUCUGAAUCUGCAAAGGAGAAAAGCGAAAUGUAAAUUUCGUUUUGUUCAUGAGUAAUUUUUUUUUGAAAUAUUGAUGAGUAAAUUCUUAUUGGUGGUUGAAUUGAAUUGAAACCGUCGUAA
Molecule: messenger RNA, 1736 nt
Organism: Oryza brachyantha (malo sina)
Lineage: Eukaryota; Viridiplantae; Streptophyta; Magnoliopsida; Poales; Poaceae
Exons: 5
Coding region: 275-1039 (254 amino acids)
Source: RefSeq, a predicted model, not a curated record